UGGUGAUGCAAGAAGUUUCUAGGAAAGCGCUACCAGAAGUGGGCAGGAUGUCUUGCUUGGCCGACAGCUGCAUCCAGUUCACGCGCCACGCCAGCGACGUCCUGCUCAACCUGAACCGCCUCCGCAGCCGGGACAUCCUCACCGACGUGACCAUCCUGGUCAGCCGGCAGCAGUUCCGGGCGCACAAGACCGUCCUCAUGGCUUGCAGCGGGCUCUUCUAUACCAUCUUCACCGACUCGCACAAGUGCAACCUCAACGCCAUCAGCCUGGACCCCAAAGUGGACCCGGAGGGCUUCGCCAUCCUGCUGGAGUUCAUGUACACAUCCAGGCUGGCGCUCAGGGAGAGUCUGAUCGUGGCCAUCAUGAACACCGCCGUCUAUCUGCAGAUGGACCAUGUGGUGGACACCUGCCACCGCUUCAUCAAGUCCAGUGAUCCGACUGGUAAGCUCCCCAGAGACGAGUUCCUGGUGAGUCCGCUAGUUCUGCCCCAGGACGUUCACGCGUACCGGCCCCACGAUGUUGUGGACGCGUUGCACAGCCGCGUGGCACCCUUCAGAGACGUGCGGCCGACGUACACCUCCGGCAUGCUGAAUGGCGUCAGCACACCUGGCAACUACCAUCUCUACGGGCAGUUCCCCAUGCCGGGGUUCCCCUUCCCUCUCUGCAAGCUGACAGAUGCCAAGACCGCGUUCGGCGACCUGUCGCGGAGCGCGAUCCACCACAAGCACCCGCACGACGCCGCCGCGAUCAGCAGGGCCGAGUACGCCCGAGCGGUGGGAUCCUCCGGAGUCCUGCACGCCGCAAACUUCGCCCCCAGGGAGUUGGGGCGGGAGGACGAGGUGAAAAAGGAAAGCCACGAGGGGCUCGGGCUACCACUGGGCCUCGGUGGAAGGAAACGGGUGUACCCCAUGUUGACCUUGGACCACCACAAAGACAAAGAGCACGUCCCGCCGGCCGAGGAGGACUUGAUCCACCACCACUACCCGCUCGGGAUCUCCUCGGCCGGCCGCAAGAGCCUCAUGAGCAGCCCGCAGAGCCCCCUCAAGUCGGACUGCCAGCCCAACUCCCCAACCGAGUCCAGCAGUAGCAAGAACGCCGGACUCUCGCAGGCCGCCUCCGGGGCGCAGCAGGCGGCGGCGGGCACGCAGGACCCCAAAGCCCGUAACUGGAAGAAGUACAAAUUCAUCGUGCUCAACCAGAGCGCCAGGGAGGACGAGGCCGGCCUGCGGGACCCGGGCCUGUGCUCGCCUCAGCGCUUGGGCCUGCAGCCGUACCUCCACCCGGGGGACUCGGACAACCCGGAGGCGCAAAACACAAGGAAGGGCGUCGAGGAUCAUCCCGUGCCGCAGACCAGCCGACUGAACAACAUCAUCAGCAGUGCACUGGACGGGUCCCUGAGGAACGCCGAGGCCCAGCACCCGUCGCGGUACCUGAACCGGCUCAACUGCUCGUCGUGCGGCGCCCAGUCCCCGCAGCACUCCGAGGUCUGCCCCUCCCGAUCGCGGCUGGGCGAGGACAUGGUCGAGAUGCACUCGGAGUACUCCGACUCCAGUUGUGAAAACGGCACCUUCUUCUGCAACGAGUGCGACUCCAAGUUCGCCGAGGAGGAAGCGCUGAAGCAGCACGCCCUGCAAGUCCACAGCGACAAGCCCUACAAGUGCGACCGAUGCCAGGCUGCCUUCCGCUACAAGGGCAACCUCGCCAGCCACAAGACCGUCCACACGGGCGAGAAGCCGUACCGCUGCAACAUCUGCGGCGCUCAGUUCAACCGACCAGCCAACCUCAAGACUCACACUCGCAUCCACUCAGGAGAGAAGCCAUACAAAUGUGAGACGUGCGGCGCUCGCUUCGUGCAGGUGGCCCACCUGCGAGCCCACGUGCUGAUCCACACGGGCGAGAAGCCGUACCCCUGCGAGAUCUGCGGGACGCGCUUCCGCCACCUGCAGACCCUUAAGAGCCACCUGCGCAUACACACCGGCGAGAAGCCCUACCACUGUGAGAAAUGCAACUUGCACUUCCGCCACAAGAGUCAGCUGCGUCUGCACCUGCGGCAGAAGCACGGCGCCAUCACCAACACCAAAAUCCAGUACCGCGUUUCCACCGACGCCAUCCCAACGGACCUGACCAAGGCCUGUUGAAAUGGACAAAACGCCGCAAUGGACAGCUUCGCCCCCGCCACUCCCCCAAUCCCCCACAAAGCUCGUGUACAAUCAUCCAGAAACGCUAGUGCUGGCCGUUUUCCGUUUCCGCCAAACACAUCUUGGCUAAAUUUGGAACACAUUAAAAUUGAAUGGAUUGGUAGCAAGUACAGUACAGCCUCGGUUUUCAAACGGAAAAUUUUGAGAUCUUUUUUUUUUUUGCUUCUGUUUUUGUACGAAAAUCGGUACUCGAACGCCCCCAACAAAACCCGGAAAUAACAGAACACGUGCGGCCCGACCGGGUGACCCACCCACGACGCGCUUUGUUAUUGUCAAUUCGAACGAACCCCCCCGAAAAAAAACCCGGAAAUAACAUAAAUCGCGCGGCGGUUGAUUCGGUUUUCGAACAAAUCGGUUUUCGAACCGCCUUCUGGAACGGAUUGUGGCCGAGAACCGAGGCUCUACUGUACUUAAGAUCUCCCGCGUGGGCCGGAAGGGGUACCCAUUUCUUCAGUUCUGAUGAAGUUACGUCAAAUUCCACAGUGAGUUAAUGUCAUUCGAAAGAGUCAAAACUCAAAAUGUCGUCCGAUAUCGUGUUCAAAUUUUGCACUUUAGUAGCAGUACUGUAGAUCUCCAUCCGUCGCUACACAGGCCAAAAAUGUGAUAACAUUAAUGUUGAUGAAGUAAGGCCAAAUUUCCUUUUUUUGUGCACCGAACACAGGUAGCAGUCUUAUUUAGACCACUUUGUCAUUUUACACAUCAGUAGCAAUUCUGGAGAGCCAAAAAUACUGUUGACGGUGGCCCGUGAAUCAAAACGACGGUUUCCGCAAUAUUUUUCCAAUUGCUUUCAUUUCUUUUACCCUAGUACCGUAAUUUCUGGCCUACAGAGCGCACCUGAUUAUAAGCCUCACCCAGUACAUUUGGAAAGGAAAUACCAUUUGGUACAUACAUAAGCCGUACCUGUGUAUAAGCCGCUAGUGCCCACAUUGAAACACGAGAUAUUUACAAAAAAAGUACACAGAGUUUUCAUACUUUUAAUACCUUAUCUUGGCUUAACAUAGCAACAACACGGUAGCAUGAACCGGGCUGGUAAAAAAAAAAAAAAAAUGUAGCGAAAUCACUGAGACGUGCCGCUAAUGCUAGCAUGGCGCUAACAGGGCCAGUUAAAAAAAAACAUACUGGUAAAAAUCACUGAGACACAGCAGUAACACAGCAGCAACAGGCUAGCGCAGCGCUAACAGGGCCGGUUAAAAAAAAAAAAAAACAUACCGGUAAAAGUCACUUCCUCGGCACAUAUAUUCCACCGGUUUCACUCUUACCUUACCUUCUUAGGCCGGAAAUGACGGUACUCAAGAUGGACGCCUUUUCUUCUUUUGUGUCACCCCGCCAUCCAAAGUUAUUCGUCUUAUUCCGAUCAUGUUAACCCACGGGUGUCAAACUCAAGGCCAGGGGGCCAGAUCCGGCCGGCCGCAUGAUUUUAUGUGCAAAGGCAAAUCAUAUGCGUCGACUUCCGUGAUUCUUGUUCAAAUCUGAACAAAAAUGUACAUUGAGAUAUUGCAAGCAUUUUUGACUUCCGGUAGUGGAAAAACCCAUUACCCUUGAUUUCUUCUUCCAAAACCAGUUCAUCAAUUUCGGGAGUAAAUACGAUGACGUGAUUAAAGGUUUUUAUGAUUUCAGUCAUAACGGGCCUCUAAGGGAAACAAUGUGGACCAUUCCAAAAACGUUUAACCCCUUUGUGUUAAAAUUUCACAAGUUAGUAGCAGUACUCAAUCUCAAAAUAAGACUAAAAUGCUUUCACUUUUUUCACUUGAGGUCAAAGGUGUCAAACUCAUUUUUGGCGCGGGCCACAUUGUAGUUCCAAUUUCCCUCAGAAACCAUAAAAAUCUUUAAUCGUCUCCCUCAAACUUACUGACAAAAUUUCUGGAAUAGUUUUGGAAUCCGAAAACUGUGUUUUUCACCCAUUGUUUAUGUUUGGUGACACAAAAAUGCUAAUAGCAUCUAAAUGAAAUCAUUUAUGAUGUACGACAGAUAUUUAGAACAGAUUGUCACAAAAAUCAUAGAAGUUGAUUUGCCACCACGGGCCACAUAAAAUCAUGUGGCGGGGCAGAUCUUGCCCCCGGGCCUUGAGUUUGGCACCAAUGGUUUGGGUGAAGUCAUUUGAAAUUCUUCACGCUGCUUUUCGGACAUGUAAAAAUGUCAUCUGACGUUUCAAAAAAAAAAACAUUGCUGUGCAGUUAACACUGGUCACAGUUUUAUUCAGUUCACAUCACAAAUUUGACAAGCGACUAGCUAGACUUGUGAUCUCUGCUAGCAUGCUGCUAGCUAAAAAUCAUACAGUUUUCUUUAAGUUUGAAGUUACUCCAUAGUUGUCGAGUCAGUGACAUUUAAAAGACACUGUGUUCACUGAACAAACAAAAAUGCUUGUUUCCAUUUUGUUUUUACGCAGAAUAUAGGUCAUUUUUUAUUCCAAACGUUAAAAUUUCAAACAGUAGCAGCGGUACACUAGAUCGCGACACAAGCCAAAAAAAUGACAACGUUCUUGCACGUCAAUGCGACAUCCAUUUAAAAAAAAAAAAAAAAAAGGAAUACAGCUUUACAGCGAUAUUUGGAUGAUGUUCAAGUUUUGUAUGCCAUCAGCUGUACUCAAGAUGUCCAUGUGGACCAAAAAAAAAAAAAAAAAAAUGUACGGGCAGCGGCCAUCUUGCUCCCCGCCAACUUUUUGACGCGUACAAUCAUUCGAGACGCUAGCGCCGCAACUGUGUUCGGACAAAUCAAAAUGGCGCUGUUACGCUUACAAGCCGGGGGGUAAAAUAAAAGAGGAGAGAAAAAAAAACGGGUUUCCACUACAUGUGAACGUACAGUCACUUUAUGGUUUAUAUAAUACGUACAAAUCUAUAUAAUAACUAUGUGUAUGUACGUACGUGUUUCUAAACUUUGAAAGUACGCGUGAAAAAGCUUUAUUUUGUCAAAGGAUGGAAUGUAAAAAAAAAGUGAUUUUUCAGGAGCAGAUUAAAAAAAAUACAGUAUUUUAUAUCAGAGAAAUUAAUUUUCUGGAAACAUUGACUGACAAGUGGUUGAGUAUAUUUUAAAAAUAAAAGGGGAAUUGUCUACAUUUUUAAGCACUGUUGUGAAAUGAGUUGAAAAAAAAAAAGUACAAAAAUUGAAAAUUUUGUCCGACAACCGCUUAUGCAUGAGCCACUCACUUGAGGGGUACGAUUAUAAAUAUAUUGUGACAUAAUUAUUGCGUAUUUAUACAUAUUUGUGGGAUUGUCCUCUGCGGGCGGAGCCAAUCGUCUUUGAUGUUUAAUUCAAUUUCAACGUAUUUGUAUAGGUGUUUACUUUCUUUUUUUCAGCUUGUCGUUGUUGUUUUUUUUUUUUGUUUUUCAUAAGUGAAGGUUUACAGUUUUUGGUCAUUGUUAUCGCUCCCGACGUACAGUUGUGUAGUUGUCACUUUGUACAUAUACACUGUGGAUUCAAUGUGCCUUUUCUCCACGGCAACGCAAUUCAGCUCGAUUUAAGGUACAACCCCCCCCCCACCCCUCCGUGUGUGUAUGUUUGUAUGAAUGUGCGUGUAUGUUUUUCAAAUGCUUAGUCAGCAACCUUCAAAAACAUGCAAAAUGUAUCAUUGUAAAUCUUUUUGGAUUGGGAUUUUCUAAUGCAAUUGACAAAACUUGUACAAUGUCCUUUGAUGUAUGAAUGUAAAAUAAAGGUAUUGGAUUUCUAUGUAUGAAUGAGCGGACAUGUUUUUUUUUUCUUCCCUAGAAAAAUUUAUAAACUAUCAUGAUAGAAAAGUAAAAUUACACGUUAUAAUAUGAGAGGAAAAAAAUUUUAAUGCUUACUAAUUUUUACUUUAAAAAAAGUGGAUUUUUUUUUUUACUUAUAACUGUCAUUAAAUAUUUUGUUUCCUGAAAUCACCUAAAAACUUUACCUUGAAAAUUUGCAACUUUAUCUGGUUAAAGAUUAAAU
Syngnathoides biaculeatus (alligator pipefish) is the source of this 6104-nucleotide messenger RNA. RefSeq names its product BCL6A transcription repressor a (gene bcl6aa). The coding region runs from base 6 to 2138 and encodes 710 amino acids. Gene Ontology annotation, cellular component: nucleus. The record is from RefSeq and is a predicted model, not a curated record. Gene Ontology annotation, biological process: regulation of transcription by RNA polymerase II. Lineage: Eukaryota; Metazoa; Chordata; Actinopteri; Syngnathiformes; Syngnathidae. Gene Ontology annotation, molecular function: protein binding; RNA polymerase II cis-regulatory region sequence-specific DNA binding; DNA-binding transcription factor activity, RNA polymerase II-specific. The transcript is spliced from 9 exons.